Messenger RNA from Racocetra persica, 1675 nucleotides. The record is from the annotation of a GenBank genome assembly. NCBI's taxonomy places the organism in Eukaryota, Fungi, Glomeromycota, Glomeromycetes, Diversisporales, Gigasporaceae.
AUGACAACAGAAACUAAUACAGAUAAGAAAGAUGAUAAUCCAAUCUAUAAUAAUGCUAAUGGAAAAAUUCAUGAUGAAGAAAAAAAUAUUGAACCAACAUUUUUGGAUGAUGACCUUGAAUUGAUCUCAGCUGCCGUUAAUACAAAUGAUGAUCCAACCUUACCAUGUUUGACUUUUCGAUUUUGGCUGCUAAGUACUUGCAUAAUUAUUGUGCGUCGAUUCACAGGUCCUUUCAAUUAUAAGGAACACGCAUGCAUAUUAGUUGCGGUUGGCUCAGGUGGUUUGAGUGCAUAUGCUGUGGACAUUAUCUCAGUCCAAGAAUUAUUUUAUAACACUCGAGUCAAUUUCUUAACUGGUUUUCUGUUACUGAUUAGCACACAAAUGAUUGGAUAUGGACUUACUGGCUUUGUUCGAAAAUGUGCUGGUGUUCUUAAUUUCUCCUUUGAUUGGAAUGCUAUUGGUUCAAGUGCUCUGGUUACUCCAUGUGAUGCCAAAAAAUUUCCAUUUAUAUCGCCUCUUUCAUUCGAUAAAGACGGAAACAUAGUCAUUGAUCCAAUAACUGGUGCACUCAAUGUUACUGCAUACGAAAAUUAUAGUCCUGUAUAUAUUACUGCCACACUGGCUAAUUUUUACGGCAUGAGUUUCAUGAUAAUUCCCGCCACCAUUUGUCAUGUGAUACUAUUUUACGGGAAAGAACUAUGGAAUCAAUACAAAAAAACUCGUGAAGAGGAGAAUUCUGAUAUUCACUGCAAAAUGAUGGAUGUUUAUCCAGAAGUACCACAUUAUUGGUAUACUUCUAUUUUUGUUGUCAUGUUAAUAAUCGCACUUAUCCUCUGCUAUACAACUGGGGCGAAUUUACCUUGGUGGGGAUUAUUGUUAGCUGUUGCUAUUUCUGCGUUUAUGAUACUUCCAGUUGGAGUUAUUCAGGCCAUUUCAAAUCAGGGAAUUGGUUUAAACGUUAUAGCCGAAUUGCUGUGCGGUUUUAUUUUACCAGGUCGUCCCAUUGCAAAUGUAUAUUUUAAAACGUAUUCAACUAUUACUUUAUUUCAAUGUUUGUCAUUUGUUGAAGAUUUAAAAUUGGGCCAUUAUCUGAAAAUUCCUCCAAGAAGCAUGUUCAUAUCACAAAUAUGGGGUACAUUUGUUGGCAUAAUUGUAAACUAUUGGACGUUGAAUGUUUUAAUUAAUACGAAAAGACCUUACCUUGAUGGUACAGAAGCUGAUCCAAGCGGUCAAUGGGCUGGCCUAGGUUCGGAAGCCUUCAAUACCGCAUCUAUAAUAUGGGGAUUGAUUGGACCGGCAAGGACUUUCGGGCCUGACUCAAUGUAUAAUAUACUCCUUUGGGGUUUCCUAAUUGGUGGCUUUUUACCAAUACCAUUUUAUUUCCUUCAUAAAAGAUUUCCAAAGUCAAAAUUUAAUCUCAUAAAUAUGCCUAUAAUAUUACAAGGUCUAUGUGGUUUAGUCACAGGUUAUCCAAAUUUUAUAGUCUCUGGGUUCAUUGCUGGUUUUAUAAGUCAAUUUUAUACACGUCGUUAUAGAAAAGGGUGGUGGAUGAAGUAUAAUUAUGUAAUGGCUGCAGCAUUUGAUAGUGGUGCACAAAUUAUGACAAUGGUACAAUUUCCAACUUGGUGGGGUAAUGAUCCAUCGACUCAAAAUGAGCAUUGCUUUCCUAUAGAUA